AUGUCCCCUUUUAAUGAAAUACCAGCUGCUGCGGUUGACCCUGCAGAACCGCAAAAGAUUUUAGCUCUCCUUGCUCAGACUGGUGCGAAGUUAACUUCGAUCUUGACGACUCACCAUCAUAAACAUCAUUCAUAUGGCAAUAUCGAUUUAGUAAUGACAAAACCCAAUCUCGCUGUUUAUGGGGCUGAUGCACGAAUUCCUGAAUUGAAUUAUGUUUGUAAGCAUAAUGAGGAAUUCACCGUUGGUACUUUAAAAGUUCGUUCAUAUCAUACCCCAUCACAUACCAGAGGCAGUGUGUGCUACUAUGUAAGAGAUGGUAACGAGGAAAAUGAAGAAAUGGAAAGGGCCGUGUUUACUGGAGACACUUUGUUAGUAGGUGGGUGUGGAAGGAUCACUGAAGGAGACGCGAAAGACAUGUACAACGUUCUUUAUAAUAUAUUAGGAAAACUACCAAAGGAUACAAAAGUUUAUUGUGGCCAUGAAUGUGCUAGAUUAAAUCUUCAGUUCGCGAAUACGGUAGAUCCUAACAAUAAUAAUAUACGAAAAAAAUUGUCAUGGUCUCAAACUGCACAUUGUACCGUUCCUAGCACUAUUGAAGAAGAAUUAGAAUAUAACCCUUACCUAAGGGUUUCGGACCCAGCUAUUCAGCAAGCAACAGGUGUUACUGAUCCAUACGAAGUUACUCGAAUGCUGAGAGCAUUAAAUGACACGUUCAUGAGUCAAACGGAUGGAAGCAAUGGAUUAGGAUUGCAUGGGAUUAACGAAAGUGAGAACAAUGUUAAUGAGAUGAAUGGGGUUCAUAAUGGAAUCUCAGGAAUUUUCGACUCUUAUAUAAAAAUGAAUAUAUAUGAAGCUGAGGAUUUAAACAUAUUAAAUACGAUUAUAGGCAAGUCUGGAGGAAGUCCAAUCAAAAAGACAACAAUCAAUUAA
Molecule: messenger RNA, 930 nt
Organism: Cetraspora pellucida
Lineage: Eukaryota; Fungi; Glomeromycota; Glomeromycetes; Diversisporales; Gigasporaceae
Source: the annotation of a GenBank genome assembly